Molecule: messenger RNA, 8735 nt
Organism: Petromyzon marinus (sea lamprey)
Lineage: Eukaryota; Metazoa; Chordata; Hyperoartia; Petromyzontiformes; Petromyzontidae
Source: RefSeq, a predicted model, not a curated record
GCCCUUCUUGAGCGAAGUGGGGAGUGGGGGGGGAUUAAUGAAUGCAUAUAAAUGACUGUGGGUAUCCAUGGCCGGUUGGGUUGUUCAUAUGGUAAUCGACACGCAUUAUGCAUGCACAUUUUUCUUGUCCCUCCUGUCGUUUGCGUGCAAUUAAAUAGCAGUACAUGUUACUGUCUGCGAACAGGUGAUUCCCCAUUGAUGUAUGGUGGCCUGUUUCGGCAUGCGUUUAAACAAUGGAUUAUUUGACGAUUCUCUUCUUUAGCACCGUACGUAGCCAUCCGUGCUCAUCUCCGGACACUUUACGGGAAAAAAAAACAAGUGGGCAUGUUUAUUUGGUAUCGAGAGAGAGAGAGAGUCAUCGUCAGAGGGAAAAAGGAAGAUCUUGUGCCUGGAACAGAAAAGGGGUAGGAGGGAGUCAAUACGGAGGAUCACUGGGAGAAGGGAGACGGUGGUGGGAGUGGAGGAGAAUGCACGACACCCCACUGAGCAGAAUCAGAAAUCUUUAUUUAGACCGGACGAGGAAUCCGAUGAGCUAUGAAGCCAGCGAGUUACAACAGCAAAUGAUAGAGAAAAAAACGAUUGGAGUGCAAAAUAGAGAAAAAACUUAAGCAAGUCACUAAAUAUAGGUUAUAAAUAAAUAAAUGUAUUAUAUGAGUCCGAUGUCAAGCUUGGCCAAGGCAGCAAAACACGACAACAAAAAUAGUCCCAGACCACACCAAGAUAGCACAGAAGUAGUCCCUCAAUAAAAAAAAUGGCUCGUUAACAUUGCACCAUCGAUACACAGGUAAGGAUUCAAGUUACAAAUCACAUUUACGAAUAUGGCUGUAUCCGGCACUAAUCUUCUGCUUCAGGAUAUUUUCGGAACGUACAUUUCAUUUACGAUUUUGAAGGGAAGAAACAAGGUUGUUCCAAAGCAUCGGUGCUGCAAAGGCAAAAUGCUUCGUCACCUAUUCUUGUUCUGGGGCUAUUUAAAAGGCAAUUAUAUGGACACCUUGGGUUUCGCAAUGGGGAUAAUAAAUUGGCUAAGUAUAGCGCAGAGUUUGCCAAAUAAGGAUUUUAUGGAUGAGCAACAGUUGCCUGUGGGCCUUGAAAGAGAAAGCUUUGGGUUGCUGGAGCGGAGAUUGCGUACGAGGGAGUUGAGAUGAGAGGGGGAGAGGUGGGCAAGGGAUGAGCCCACAGAGGAUUCUGAAGGUGGUGAGUGCGAUCGUGAACCUGAUCCGAGAUCGGACUCGGAGCCACACAUUGGAGUAGAGAAGGAGGAUGAAAUAUGCCAACAGAGUCAAAUGCUUGUCUUCUUGAUUGUCACAACAGACUUCUUGGCGCAUGUUCCAGUCCAUGCCGCUGGUUGUCAUCGGCAUUUUAUUCGGUGCACCAAACAAACGAGGUGCAACAACUAUCCUUCGGCAGGGUAACGUGCGGUGAUCCUUGCCUGGUACGGCUGAAAGUGCAACAUGAGUGAUGACCAUUGCUCAGGGGACAAAGACAUCCACACGUGUAUCAGGCUUUUAAGAGCAGCUUUUAAUGACGAGGGUUUAGCAUGUUUAACGGUUCUUUAAAUGGCCCCAGUCACACGAGGGGAAGAGCAAUAAAGAUGUUUUUUUUUCGCGGUGACUCGCGUUCCGAGGCAGGUGGAAACAGCUGGGAUGGAAAAUAACAUUAACCUUGUGGAAGCGUCAUUUCUGGGAAACUGGUGUGUGUUGCCACGCGUGACUUUGCCAGCGCAGUGGAUAUCGGUGUGGGCACCCCCCCCCCCUACCCGGGGUCACAUUCACACAAGAACACCUGAAGUUGUGAUACGGUUUGCGCAUUUAUAUAGGCCCGACUAAGCUUGACUCAGCGUGCCACGCCGGUACCGAUACGACACCUCCUCGAGAUCCCUGCAAGCAUUUUUUUGUGAUCUGAGACAAAAAAACAUUCGUUGGUUUUGUGGUGGAGCGCACACAGCAUUCAGCGGUACACUCCACCGCAGAAAAAAAAACACAUUUACGUGACAUCGUUUGGAAAAGAACGUAACGCCAAGUGUUUUUUUUCUAAACCUUCGGACUAUAACUUAUGAUGGGAUCUCUGAUGAGAGUGACACGUCUGUGUGUAAAUUGCCGAGGUAUAAUUUAGGUGCGCGGACAGCUCGCAACUUUGAAGCGAAGUCUCAUCUUCCCCUUGAACGACCGGUGCCCCUUGAUGUGAUGGGAUAAUUCGCUGUAAGAUGUGCGGUGGAAGCUGGGCUGUAAAGCCUGUUCUAAGGGGGCUCUCCCAUAUCAGCCUUACAGUCCGUUUGCCGAUUCUCAUGUUUUCUACCUGUUUACAUUCGGUGACGGCUUGCACAUGGUUAAAAAAAAAACGUGCGCGAUGUUCAAUGAUCUGAAAACAAAUAUCCUCAAGCACCUAAGUGGCAGCGUCAAAAUGUAUGCGCGGCUCCGGGGUGUGUAUAACAUAUCUUUAUUUGCUUUGGAGAUGGGUAACUUGAUGCAGCCAUAUGAUGUAGAGGGCAAUGGGACAUGGGAGAGCUUCUUGAAACGCCAGAAAAAUGUAAAUGACAUCAGCUCGUCCAGAUUUCACUGGAUGCUUCACACAAGACAAUUAAAGUUUAACUUUCCUAUUUUGAAGGCAACGCUGACAGAUAUGCAACGCGUGGACAUGUAAUGAUUUCCCUGGUUUGUUUGCAUUUCAAUAUAUUAUUCAGUGCUGUGGGUUUUGUUUAGUGUUCACGUGAGCCAGUGAUAAAAAUAGGAUCAUAGGUUGUUUACAUUCCAUUCAUUUAACUUGCAUAUCAUAUGAAGGCUGCAUACAGGGUUUUUGAUUAUGCUGCUUCUGGCAGAAGGUGUAAUGCAUGCGAAGUCUAUUUAUAAGCUACAGAUCCGCUGUCAUGCGAUGAUCUAUAUAUAGACCUGGCAGAUGGUAUAGGUAUGUUGUGGGGAGCAAGCUUCCAAAGAUGUAUGAAGGCUGCUUAUAGGCUUUUGUAACAAAUCGUUGCUGCAUGUUUUAAACUUAAAUUCUUUGCAAUGCACACGCAUAAAUGUGAUGCCUUGGUGAAAUACACUUGAGCUCGUGUUCAAACUCACAUGUCUAUUUUAGGAGCUUACAAACUGCUGCCAAUAAUUUACUGUAUAUCUGCUUCUUAGACCGACUAAACCGCUUGAACAAGUGCACAUCCGAAGCAUAAACUCUACGGGGGCCCUUCCCUCCCGCUGGUGCGCGAGGAGCCCGGGGCCACGAUGCCAGCCGUGGACCCUGCAGCGCGUGAGCAGCAGCUGCAGACUGAGCUGCUGCAGCUGAAGCAGCAGCACCAGCUUCAGCAGCAGCUGCUGCUCGCAGAUUUCCAGCAGAGGCAGGAACAGCUGGCCCGGCAACACCAGGCUCAGCUCCAUGACUACAUCAAGCAGCAGCAGCAGGUGCUGGCGCUCAAGAAGCAGCAGGAGCUGCUUGCCGUGCAGAGGCGCGAGCGCGAGCGGCUGGAACAGCAGAAGCGGGAGCUGGAGCUCGAGCUGGAGCUCGAGAGCCAGCGGCACGAGCAGCACCUGCAGGUGCUGCGCAACAAGGAGCGUGGGCGAGAGAGCCAGUGCCACGCCAACACUGGGCUGCCAAAGCAGCGAGGUGCAGUGGCAAGCUCCGAGGUGAAGCAGAGGCUACAGGAGUUUGUUCUCAGCAAAAAGCAGAGGGAGGCGGCUGGAGGCUCGAUCAGCAUACCCCUGUCUCAGCAGUACAAACUCUGGAUGCCCCAUUACGGAUCCUUGGACCAGAAUUCCACGCAACAAAAUAUGUCGCCACCCAACUAUCAGCAGUCUCUCGGCACUUAUGACCCAAACAAUGAUUUUCCUCUCCGUAAAACAGCGUCGGAGCCAAACCUAAAACUGCGCUCACGGCUUAAACAGAAGGUGGCGGAGCGGAGGAGCAGCCCACUGUUGCGCCGGAAGGGGCCCAUGUCUGCUGCCGUAGCUGCCAAGAAGAGGCCAAUGGAGAUGGCGGAAUCCCCGCUGAGCGGCAGUGCGCCUGGUUCAGGUCCCAGCUCCCCCGGCAACAGCACGGGCGGCGGCAUCGCCACCGAGAACGGAACAGCGGGGCCCCACCUGCCCUCCCAGCCAGAGCAUGCCUUAACCCAGCGUCAAACAAUGGCACCUGAAGGAGUAGCAUGUCCCCUGAGCCUCUAUACUUCUCCCUCGCUGCCCAACAUCUCACUGGGCCUGCCCCUCUCAAUGACCGCUCACAACUCGCAGCUGACGGCCACGAUGGCACUUUCUGCCAAGCAACAGCAGGCAGAGCGAGUGGCAAUGCCGGGACAGUUUCUGCCGCCGCUGCCCCUCUACCUGGCCGCUCGUGCUGUCAAUGGAGAAGGCCAGCACCCAGGGCAGGGCCAGGCGCAGGGGCACGUUGUCAGCCUCAGCCAGAGCUGCAGCCAGCCGAACCUGUUGCAGUCGGCACGCCUGCAGAGUGAGCAAGCCCGCCCUCCGCACCCAAAACACACAGAGCGUGCCCGGCUGCCGCGGCACCGCAGCCUGAGCCGCACUCACUCGGCGCCGCUGCCCACGUGCCCUCAGGCCCUGCAGCAGCUGGUCCUGCAGCAGCAGCACCAGCAGUUCCUGGAACGUCAGAAGCAGCAGCUUGGCAAGGGUGGCGAGCAGCAGGCCGGUGUGCCGUGCAGCAGCCCGCCCCGGGGCACCGAGACGGCCCAGGCCAGGGAGGCCGAGCCCACGGCUAUGCACGAGGAGAGCGGUGGGGCCGGCCGGGGCGACGGCGGCGGGGUCGGGAGGGGCCACGGCGGCCGCCCCGGGGACUCCGUGGGGGGUCAGGUCGUGGUCAAACAGGAGCCCGUCGACGUGGAGCAGGAGGAGGACGGGGAGGUGGAGGUGGGGCAGCAGCAGGGGAUGGAGGAGGCGGACGAGGAGCGGCGGCAGCAGAUGCAGGUGGCCAAGCAGCAGCAGCUGCUGCUUCUCAAGCAGCACCAGGCGCUGUUGCUGGAGCAGCAGAGAGCCCAGCACCACCAACAGAUGAGGGUUUACCAGGGCCAGAUCGCGUCCGGGGGGCUGCAGUUCCGCCCGCCGUCCCACCGGCCCCUCUUCCGCACGCAGUCCUCCCCAGCGUGCACGCUCUUCGCGCAGGCCGGCGGACAGGAGCAGGCGACCACCAAGCUGAGAUUCACCACAGGAGUGGUGUACGACUCCCUCAUGCUCAAGCACCAGUGCUCCUGCGGAAACAACAACAACCACCCCGAGCACGCAGGGAGGAUACAGAGCAUUUGGUCUCGGCUGCAGGAGAGGGGCCUCCUCCGCAAGUGUGAGAGGGUACGUGGUCGGAAAGCAACUCUGGAGGAAAUUGAGAUGGUACAUUCUGAACAGCACGCUCUUCUCUACAGCACUAACCCACUCAACCGACAAAAGCUCGACAGCAAGAAACUGCUCGGCUCCCUAUCCCAGAAGAUGUUUGGACUGCUCCCUUGUGGCGGCCUCGGGGUGGACAGCGACACGGUUUGGAACGAGCUGCAUUCAGCCAGCGCCGCACGGAUGGCGGCCGGCUGCGUGAGCGAACUCGCAUGCAAGGUGGCCUCGGGGGAGCUGAAGAACGGCUUUGCCGUGGUGCGACCCCCGGGUCACCAUGCUGAAGAAUCGGCCGCUAUGGGUUUUUGUUUUUUUAACUCCGUGGCCAUCGCGGCAAAGCUGUUGCAGCAGAAGUUCAACGUGAGGAAGAUUCUCAUCAUCGACUGGGACGUACACCACGGCAACGGGACGCAGCAGGCGUUCUACGGCGACGCCUCCAUCCUCUACCUCUCCCUGCACCGCUACGACGGAGGGAACUUCUUCCCGGGGAGUGGGGCGUCAGAGGAGGUUGGCACAGGGGCUGGCAUCGGCUUCAAUGUGAACAUCGCCUGGACAGGAGGGCUGGACCCUCCCAUGGGGGAUGCUGAGUACCUCGCAGCCUUCAGGACGGUGGUGCUACCGAUUGCCAACGAGUUCUCUCCAGACGUGGUGCUGGUCUCGUCAGGUUUUGAUGCGGCAGAGGGGCAUCCACCACCUCUUGGGGGAUACAAGGUUUCAGCAAAGUGUUUUGGCCACUUGACGCGGCAGCUGAUGGGGCUGGCGGGCGGUCGCGUGGUAAUGGCCCUCGAGGGUGGCCAUGACCUGGCGGCUAUCUGUGACGGCUCCGAGUCCUGCAUCUCGGCCCUGCUCGGCAAUGAGCUGGAGCCUCUCUCCAUGGACAUCCUUCAACAGCAGCCCAACCCUAACGCCGUGGUCUCUCUAGAGAAGGUCAUCGACAUCCAGAGCAAGUACUGGAAGUCUGUGGCCCACUUCGCCUCCAAUGUUGGCCACUCCCUGGUGGAGUCACAGCAGCACGAGGUGGAGGAGACGGAGACCAUCACCGCCCUGGCGUCGCUCUCCAUGGACGUGGAGCAGGCGCGCAGCUUGCACGCACAGCCCAGGUCAACCGAGGAGACUAUGGAGCCAAUGGAAGCGGAGCCUGCUGUUUAGAGGUCACGGAGUGAACUUCCCGUGUACCCACGAGAGGGGAAAAACAACACACUCCUUCCCUUUGCUUCCCGCUGCCACCUUCUUUCAGCGUCUCUGGUUGCACUUCCCUCUCAUUCAGAUAAACUCAAUAAUCAACAGCCUUUUUUUAUUACAGAGGAUCGGUGAAUAAGAGUAAUCUUUUUUUAUUUUUUUUGUAUCGUUUAAAUAAACACCUUAGAAUGUGUCUGUGCUGCUUCUGACUUUUAAAAUGAGGCCCUCCAUCUCUCUGGAGGGUUGGGGGGGGGGGGGCGCUGUACAUUAAUUUUGCAUCCUCGCCUGGAGUGAGGACGUUGAGACUGAUGUUAACGCUGCCUUUGACAAGUACACUUCAGCAUUUAUUUAGAGUAUACUGCCGAGACCGUUUUAUUUUUUAAUUGUAGUCGAAGGCAGUUGUUUAAAACAGCUUACGGAGUAUGUACUACAGUAUACAUUGUGCAAUCUUAGCUCUUUUUGUAUUUUUUUCUGAACAGAGGUUUUGCUAUCGGUCCAUAGCACAUCGAGUGCAUGUUGUUUUGGCACAAAGAGAGACCUCUUACUGUCUGCCACCUUCAAUGAAAAGUGUCAUCAAAGCUUUAGCGGAAGGUUCCUUCACCAUGAAUUUUAAAUGUCGUUAUGUUUGUUUAAAUUCUCUCACAUAUUUUUUGCCAUUCAAGGAAUUACGUUUCAUCACCUGUACUCAUAAAAUGUGACAAAGCGGUCGGGUGUGUGGGUAUUUCCCGCACUUAUGCGAGGUAUGGUGUUGUUGUUUUAGAAGGAGACAAUAUGCGGCAAACAUUUUAUAAGUAACGAACAACAAUCUUCGACAAUCUAUUGGGCAGUAAGCCAAUCCAAAGGUUGCUGAAUUAAGCCAUCAAUGUCAGUGUCUUGAGUGUUAUUCUGUUGGAAGAUGCAAUCGAACAUGACAUUUAGAUUCAUAUGCCUUGCUUAAAUUGGGUUAAUGAGCUCUAGUAUUAUACGUCUCGUGAGAUGUCGAAUCAAGGGUAAGCCUUCCUCCAAUCGCUUAUUUUUCAAUUGGAAAAUUACAGAUUAUUUGCACUUUUGUUUUCAUGUACAGAAAAUAUAAAUUAUAAAUAUCUUGUCAAGUGCACGGAUAGGUACCGGAAAGCCAUCACUCAGUAAGUUGUUGCCCCAGCACUAAUGAUUUAAGGUUUUAAAUAAAAUGAAAUCAAAGCACAGCUCUCUUCAAGCAACGUUGAAGCAGUAGGACUUGUUUUGCAUAACGGCCUCAUUAACAACAUUUUGUACAUUGGCGGUGCUUUGUAAAAGGAAUCUUGCCAGCAAUGUCCACGCUUUCCUGAGUGACUUAAUUAUUACUUCAGCGAGGGCAAGGGGGUUGGGCCGAUGAUGCAGAGGUGAUGGUGUGGGGCAGUGGGAGUAAGCUGCAUAAACAAUCACAGGGGCACCUUGCAAUCGUGGGGGGGCGGGGGGGGGUGAGAGGUUUUCAGUUUCCUCCCCGGCCAGAAGAAAGCGGCCCAUCACGUACGUAGACUGUGCAUUUGCCAGCUGCCCAAUACUUUGACAUGGCAGCCUUUUGCAUUGCAGUUUAAUGUUGUCCCCUGAUCAUCUCCGUAGCUGCCUCCUGUGUUUGUAUAUUUCAUUGAUUUUUGGAUAAGAACAAGGUUCUUCUUUUUUAUGGGUCGUUAACCACUCACCUCCGUUCAUGCCCCUCUUUGAACCCUUUGGGUGUCUGUAUAUGUUUUACAAGUGAUAUUUUUUUUCCCGAAAUAACACUUGUUUUGUGCAUAUUUUGUUUGAGAAAUUAUUGUUUGGGCGCACAUGCUGUAUUUACACAUUUGUUUAAUAUAUUUUCUAUAUCGCGUAGUUUUUGAAAGAAGACAAAAUGUGCUUUACGGUGUGUAAAAUUGUGUAUAUUAUUGUUUAACAGAACCGCAAUGUGAAUAUCACUUGACGGAAAGACUGCAUUACAUCAAAACUGUGGGGUCUUUUUUUUAGGUUGGCUUAAAACACUGAACUGAAAGUAUCUAGGCAUGCCUUGCCUUAAAAAACAAAACUAGUGUGCACGUGGCUCGAUAUGCUUGGUAUAAAUACAGGAUACUGUCAAACAGCUCACUGUUUAAGAAUGCAAUCCCUGUUUAUACUGAAGCUGUCCAUUGACGAACGCAAAUUAGUGAUCUGUGUAAUGUGUUCUCUAACCCUGAUGUAGGCACCUCCCAGUAGCAACACACUAAGCAUUAUCUGCCAACUAUAGACGUCUAAUAUUAAAAGUGCAAUAAGUAA